AUGUGUGUAGAAUUCAGCAAAACCAACUUGGAAGCGAGAAUGUUUGCGGUAAAUCCAGAGCUUGCCAGGAAAUUUAAGAAUGCAAGGAAAAUACUGAGCGAAGACAGCACCGAUUCCAAAACAGAGUUCGAUGUUCGCGAAGACGAAGAGCAAUCAGUCAAAUUGCAGGAAAUUAUCGAUAUUUUAGUAGCUGCCGGUUACUUUAGAGCGAGAAUAAAAGGCCUAUCGUCCUUCGAUAAAGUCAUCGGAGGAAUGGUAUGGUGUAUCGAAUCAUGUAACGUUGAUUUAGACGUGGAUCUUCUAUUCAAAGAAAACCUAAGCAUUGGCCAGAAGAUAGCUUUGACUGAAAAAAUAGUAGCCGUAUUGCCGAAACUGAAGUGUCCUCGUACAAUAGAACCGCAUCAGAUACAAGGAUUGGAUUUCAUAAACAUAUUUCCAGUUAUACAAUGGCUGGUGAAGAAGUCAUUAGAGCGUCGACAAGAAGUGGCCUCUUUCGUAAGAGCUUGUGCAGUAGACCAGUUUAAUAAAACAUUUCACGUGCUCGAUAAGAACCACACGAAGCAUUCCAAUUUGAUAGAAAAUUUGAAGUUUGUAUCAGAAGUUUACCGUCCUCAUCGAUUUUACAGGAGGGAAAAUACCGGUCAAAUCGAUGCGAAAUCUCAAAUCCACCUAACUCUUGUCGAAUACGGCCACAGCGAUGGCAACCUAAAGGAUAUAAUUACUGCUGAAGAGCACAAAAUAGCAGAUUUCAACGACGAUUAUCGCAGUAAUUUGAAUAAACAUUAUACUACGUUGCAACUGGAAUUGAACGAUGCCGGAAUGCUAUCCAGAGAGCAAGCCAUUAUCGAAUCUUUGGAAGAGAAGAAACAAAUUUUCGAUGAGAAAUGCAGCGACUUCAUUAAGCAAGAUAAAAUCUUAGCCAAUGAAAUAAAAUUAGCUAAAACAGAUCUCGAGGAAUUACGAGAAAAAAAGGAAGCCGCCGAUAAGUCCUUACAAGAAUUGAACAUCGAGGACCAGGAAGACGCUAAACUCAAACAAAUAGAAGAACUAAUAAUAUUAAACGAUGAUUUAAAAGCGCAGGAAGCUAAAUUUAAAGAGCAUUGCAAGAAGGAAUUGGAUAACUUGAAUAAACUAAUAGAAGAUGCGAAAAAAGCGAAAGUUAAAGUUCCUACGAACCAGAACGAGGAUUUGUCUGAAGAAAUAGAAGAGGCGACUCAAAAUAUACGCACGCUUCGAAUAAAACUCGCCAAAGUCAACAGAGAAGUCGCCCAUUUACAACGAAGCUUAGACGACGUACCGAAGAGGGCCGAAUUGGCGCAGUAUCAAAAGAGAUUCGUCGAAUUGUACAACCAAAUGGCCGUCAAGCACAAGGAAACGAAGCAAUAUUACACCCUUUACAACACCUUGGAGGACACUAGAUUGUGGAUGAAGAAAGAAUUGUCUAUAUUAAACUCGAUUUCUGACAGCUACCCCGAGGCGAUGACGUCUUGGAAAUCGAAGGAAGAAUUCUUGGACCAGUUCCAGAACAUCAUCGAGAACGUUCGCAGUUCGAAAUCGAAAAUCGAACAGAAAUUGGAGACUGAGAAACAGACAAGAGAUCAACUCAGCAACACGCUGCAUGGGCUGGUCGAGCAGCAAAGGAAAUAUGUAAUGGCUAUUAAACAAUUGGGAGUCGAGUGCAAAAAACAGGAGAAUCUAAUUAAGAUGCAAGGGUGA
This is a messenger RNA of Phyllotreta striolata, 1716 nucleotides long. The record is from the annotation of a GenBank genome assembly. Lineage: Eukaryota; Metazoa; Arthropoda; Insecta; Coleoptera; Chrysomelidae.